Molecule: messenger RNA, 1243 nt
Organism: Xenia sp. Carnegie-2017
Lineage: Eukaryota; Metazoa; Cnidaria; Anthozoa; Malacalcyonacea; Xeniidae
Exons: 4
Coding region: 1-996 (331 amino acids)
Molecular function (GO): nucleic acid binding
Source: RefSeq, a predicted model, not a curated record
AUGAAAAAUUGUAUUGCUGAUCUCGAAGGAAGUCCAAAUCGGGAUUUUUGCGUUUUUCGUAUUGAUUCUCUUUACCAUACUACGUUGCGAUUUGCUGAAUUACUCGAGCUUGAAGAGGCUGUUCUGCAGUUAAUCUCAAACUCAAAUAAACUUUUAAAUGUCGAUGUUCAUCAUGAUAUUAAUCCAUCUUCUUCAUUGAACUGCUCUCAAGUUUUAAGUGGCACACCAGGAUGGAGAUUUGUGACUCAUGCAGGAAUUGACGGCUAUUCACGCUUGCUGGUAUUUAAUCGCUGUAGCACAAAUAAUCGAGCUGAUACUGUUCUAAAUCUAUUUCUAUACAGUGUAUCUCAAUAUGGACUUCCAUCCAGAGUAAGAACAGAUAAAGGAUGUGAAAAUGUUGGUAUUGCUCAAUUUAUGUUAAACCACCAUUCGCGAGGACCUGGUCGUGGCAGUCAUAUUACCGGAAGAAGCGUGCACAACCAACGGAUUGAGCGCUUUUGGCGACAUCUUUUUGUUGGACCUACAAGUAUUUUUUAUCAUUUAUUCUAUCAUAUAGAAAGUAAUGGAAUAUUGGAUUCAUUAAAUGAAAAACAUGUGUUUUCAUUGCAUUAUGUGUUUUGUCCAAUUAUUAACACAAAUUUGGAAAUUUUCCAGGAAGGUUACAAUAGAUCUCCCAUAAGACCAGAAAGAAAUCUAUCACCUGAACAGCUAUGGACCCGAGGAUCCUGCUUAGCCAAUAAUUCAAUCAACCAUAUACAACAGUUCACUAAGGCAAACCAAGAAUUUCCACCCACCUUUACACAAAAUUACGCAUGUCAUGAAACAGAUCAGCAGCAAGUGAUUGUUCCAGAAACCAACAUUCCAUUGAAUGAAAUGGAUCUCGAUGAGCUGCAAAGAACCAUUAAUCAUUUAACGCCUUCUAAUCAUAAUGGUGCUGACAUAUACAUUGAGGUGCUUCAUUUUGUAAAUACCAGACUGCACCAAGAAGACGAGUAACAUUGUGAACUCACAAAAGAAGAAAAGCUACUUGACCUAUUGUUGGUUGGUGUCAAUUCAGAUAAUACAAAACAAGAUAUGUAUGGCAACGAAGGCUAUAAAUUUUUCAUUGUGUUCAUCAUUCAAACAUUUUAGCAGAAAACGUUAUUUAGCACAUAAAUGCUGAUGCACUGCCAGAACAAAAUUUAAUGAAACAUUAAUAUAUUUACUUUAAGUCUUUAACUAUUAAAAUGAUAUCCAAAACAAA